Molecule: messenger RNA, 387 nt
Organism: Geodia barretti
Lineage: Eukaryota; Metazoa; Porifera; Demospongiae; Tetractinellida; Geodiidae
Source: the annotation of a GenBank genome assembly
AUGCCCAAAAAGGAAAUAGUCUCGACAGACAAAAUCACUGCAGGCAGCGCUCCUCUGUCGCAGGGGGUGAAGUUCGGCAAUCUGAUCUUCGUGCAGGGCUGUACCGGACGGCAUCCAACCGAUAACUCCGUAGGUAAGGACAUCAAGGAACAGACCCGCUACGCCUUGGAGCGCAUUUCCGCUAUCCUUGAGGCAUCGGGUUCGUCACUGGAUCAGGUGCUAACCAACACCUGCUACGUCACUAACCGGGAGGACCUGCCGGGAUUCAACGAUGUAUAUUCUGAAUUCUUCACGGCCGACCGCCCGGCCCGUACCACGGUCAUCGUGAAUUUUGGGGCCCCCGACAAUCUGGUGGAGGUCACCAGCACCGCCGCCAUCCCGGACUAG